Molecule: messenger RNA, 377 nt
Organism: Closterium sp. NIES-67
Lineage: Eukaryota; Viridiplantae; Streptophyta; Zygnematophyceae; Desmidiales; Closteriaceae
Source: the annotation of a GenBank genome assembly
GCUCGUGUAUGAGUGCUCCCAGCCCUCUUUCACUGUUGCAACGGCUGGACAUUCUAAUCGGGGUGGCAAAGGGGCUGCAUUACCUGCAUGACUUUGGCAUAGUGCAUCGCGACAUCAAGCCAGCCAACAUUCUCCUAGACACAAAGAUGCAGGCCAAAAUUGCAGACUUUGGUCUUGUGAAACUCACUGAGGGCACCACUAUGGGCACAUCUGUGGCUGCCACUCGAGUGAUGGGAACACCGGGCUAUGUGGACCCUGCAUACUAUAAGUCACACAAGGCCACUACAGCAGCAGAUACUUAUAGUUUUGGAGUGGUGAUGCUGGUGGUCAUCUCAGCUCGCAAGGCCGUGCAUUAGCUCGUUUUCAUAGGAAUUGCA